AUGUCGAAGUCGGGCAACCUAGCUGCCCUGUCAGCCAUUCUCAGUCCCGGGGAAACACCCAUCAUCUACUACGCCGAAGACCCUCCAUACCUACCGCGAAUUCUCGUCUUCUACUACCCUGUACAAGCGGUGGGCUCUCUGGCCUCGACCUCGCGUAUUCGAACGACCAUCCUCUCAGCAGCCGGCUUCAAGAGUUAUGGGGCAUUCUCAGUCGCCCCGAAUAGCAGUUACUACUCUGCGGUCCACAAGCUACCGGAAGAUAAACAAAGAGACGAUGUAUCCCGUGGCAUUGCCUUCGCGCUUUGUCGGUACUUCUCUGAAGUGCCGACUGAGGUCAAAAAUGCCAUUGCUGAAGAGAACGUGCAUCAUGGAAUAGCGCUGAAAUGGGGCCAGACACAUGCUGCUCAGGUUACAUGUCGAAUGUGCAGGGUCAUCAACACCGAGGAGAUAGUUGAGGCACUCCGGCCAUUUUCCAAGGAAAGACCUGCAAGCCCCCAGACACCUACCAGACCUUUAGCAUCGAUCAGAAAGACCAGGCCAUCUUUCCUACCUCCCGAGGCCGGUAGUCACAACGUUGGUCGCGCAAACCACGCCUUCACCCCAUCCAAGAGGAUAGCCAGUGGUCAUGCAAAACGCUCUCCAUCUAUAUCCACGCAAGCACCCCGCAAGGCGAGCUCGACGAUUGACCCAAAGCACUCGGUGCAGCAACUUGAGUCGUUGCGGUUCAAAAUGUGCGAGUUUGUGGACACCGAAGACAGGUACAUCACCCGUCUCCAAGAUUUGAUCGAACUCGUCACGAAUCAGGGCCGUACGCCAAAGUCCCUGAGCUCCAAAUUCUCGAGCUCUCGCAAUCAAAAGGCCGUGAAUGCCAUGAUUCAGUUUCCCUCUCUGUUGGACCAGAUCAAGGACUUGAAUCUGGCUUUCCUGGAUGAUAUCGAGACAGCGCUUCACUGUUCCGAAGAUGCUGCUUUGACCUUUUUGGACUCUGCACAAGCAAAUCCGCAGCUCAUCGCCAACGCCAAAGACCCAAUGGGUAUCUACAGUUUUGCCAAAGUGCUUUUGAACCACUUCCCUAAAUUCCCCAUGCCAUACCGGCAAUACCUGGACCUGCAUUCUCAAGUCUCCUCGAAUCUCGACCAAUUUCUGAGGGAAGGUACCACUUCAAUCCAAAAGGCCCCGUCCUUGCUUAUGGAGCCGGCUCAGCGUAUCUCAAGAUAUGGCCUAUACAUCGACACUAUGCUUCCCCAUGUACCUUCAAAUUUUACCGUGGCCAUACGAACCCUGGAGAAAGCCCGAAAAAUUAUCGCUGAGAUUUGCGAGAUGGAACCUGCAGCAUCAACCAUUUUGGACUCUCUACGCAUCGAGCACGAAGCCAAGAAAAAAGGUCUCUCCCCAACCAAAUUGCUCUCUGGUCUGACACGGUCCAAUGGAACUGUCAGGGAAGCCCCAGCGUUGACGGGUAGUGUGAGGGAAAGGGAGGGGCCUCGCCUGUUUCCCAGCCUAGGACGCAGUCUGAGUCGGCGUCAGAAGACCACCAGGCCUGGUCUUUCAAGUAUCUUGUCUGAACAAAAUCCUGAACAAGUGAACAAUGUCCAGCCUAAAACAGACGAGAACAGGCCCCUUACGUCGUCUUCGGGUCUGUCUUUCGGCUCCGUUAAGAGACCGCCAACCUCAGGGUCUAGUGUUAGUGCCACGAACCGUUCCACUGCAAGCUCCAGUCCGGGUCCCAAUGCUCCUGCUGUACUAAUGUCAAGCAAGAGACGCAUUGGUACAUCCCCUGCGCCCGCCACAGCCACAGGUAACAUCACGGCAGCAACUGCUGGCGAUGGAGCUCACAUAUCUACUUCUUCGCAGGCGCGCAGCUUCGAAUCUGUGGAGCAUUACAAGGCUCAAUUGGUACGGGUGGAGGAAGAGAAUUAUAAGCUCCUUCAGGAAAACGCCGAACUGAAGAGGCUGAUAAGGCAAUGUACCUGCGGUGGUGCGGUGAGGCGGCUUUGA
Molecule: messenger RNA, 1998 nt
Organism: Fonsecaea nubica
Lineage: Eukaryota; Fungi; Ascomycota; Eurotiomycetes; Chaetothyriales; Herpotrichiellaceae
Exons: 1
Coding region: 1-1998 (665 amino acids)
Molecular function (GO): guanyl-nucleotide exchange factor activity
Source: RefSeq, a predicted model, not a curated record